CAAUGGCCUCUUUGCACGUAAAUCCAUAUUCCCACUUUUGACUCUUUCUGAUUCGGAUUACCCUUUUUCCCUUUGAAAUCAAAAACCCAGACCAGACCAGACCCCUUUCUGCAUGUAAUUCUAUACUUCUAUUCCUUCUUUUCUACUUUGCCAUAAACUCUCUCUCCGUCUCUCUCUCCCCUCCAUAUGUAUAUGUGUGUGUGUGUGGCAGUUGACUUCUCGAGAAACUCAAUGUGGGUUUUCAAAUCUCUUCCAUGAUGGAGUAAAAUAAGACAUUCUUGGUGGCAUCCUCUUCAUUUUCAUAAGGCUCUGAACGUUUGUUGCAUCUCUCAUUUAUGAAUGUGAUGUGACUCUCCUUUUCUUGCUUUCUGUGGCGAUUUUGAGUUUGUUUUCACAAUUUAUAAUCAGGGUCUGUGGGUGAUUUUAUGAAGAUUGUGAAUUAUCUGAUCACUUCUAAGAAUUUCAGAAGGAAUCAGAGCAAUCUUUGAUACACAUAUGGCUGGAAGGAAUGAAGAAAUGAAGAAGACCUUCAUUCGAAAGAUUUUUGCAACAAAGGAGACGCCAACAAGGGAAAUGAUCAAAGAUUCCUUUGAUUCAUCUGAAAUUCAGCUUGAUUUGGGGAUUGAGGGGCCAGUUUCUAGUGGACUAGUGCAUCCUAUGUCGACUAAAUGUCAUGUUCAAUCCUUACGAGUCUUUGUAGCAACAUGGAAUGUAGGAGGGAAAUCUCCUCACAGUGGCCUGAAUCUUGAUGAUUUUCUUCAGGUCCAUGAUCCUUCAGAUAUAUAUGUUCUGGGUUUUCAGGAAAUAGUCCCUUUAAAUGCUGGAAAUGUGUUAGUUAUUGAAGAUAAUGGGCCGGCGGCAAAAUGGUUAUCUUUGAUCAGCCAAUCCUUGAAUGGAUCUCCCAAUGGUUAUACAAUGAACAAAACUAUAUCCACUCUUGGGACGAAGCCUUUGGCUCCGGGAAGUAUAAAGCCCAUCACAACCACUGGCAGCUCACUGUUCUUUCAAAAGAAUUCCCUUAAAGCAGCUAGUGAUUUUUACAGGGCAGAGAGUAAAAAGAGACUUAAGAGUUGCAACUGCACUUCAGAACCAGAAAGAAAGCAUAGUAGGGAUUCGUGUUUCAACUGCCAACCAUCAGAUAUUUCUGAGGGUGACUUAAAUAGUUUGAUAGUUUCUGAAAUCGCCACCCUUUCCAGUACGAAUGAAUUUAAAUAUAGCCUUAUAGUAAGCAAGCAGAUGGUGGGAAUCUUUCUUACUAUUUGGAUUCGGAAGGAACUUACCCAGCAAAUUGGACACCUGAGAACUUCCUACAUUCGAUGCGGGAUCAUGGGUUGCCUAGGAAACAAGGGGUGUAUCUCCGUGAGUAUAUCUUUUGGCAAUACAAGCUUUUGUUUCAUCUGCAGUCACUUGACGUCUGGAGAGAAGGAUGGGGAUGAGAUUAGAAGAAAUUCAGAUGUUAUUGAGAUACUUAAAAACACUCAGUUUCCAAAAAUCUGCAAGACACUCUAUAGUUGGGUGCCAGAGAAAAUUCUGGAACAUGACCGGGUCAUUUGGUUAGGGGAUUUGAACUACCGGAUUGCUUUGAGCUACUCUGAGACCCGGAAAUAUCUGGAGGAGAAUGACUGGGAUGCUCUUCUUAACAAGGAUCAGCUUAAGAUUGAAAGAGAUGCUGGACGGGUACUCAAAGGAUGGAAAGAAGGGAAGAUCUACUUUGCCCCCACAUACAAGUAUUCCUAUAAUUCAGAUGCUUAUUUUGGAGAGACUAUAAAAUCAAAGAACAAAAGGAGAACUCCAGCGUGGUGUGAUAGAAUACUGUGGCAUGGAGAAAGGAUACAACAACUGUCUUAUUUACGUUGGGAGUCCCAAUUUUCUGAUCACCGGCCUGUUUGUGCAAAAUUUUUGGUGGAUGUUCUGACUUUUGAAGGUGGUGUGAAGAGAUAAUUAUCCAUCUCCAACAUGAAAGUCAAACUUCAAGAGCUUUUGUUUCCAGCCAGUAAAAAUUGAUGCUGUAUUACAUUUUGGUAGAUAUUCUGCACCUUAUAGAGUGGUGAAUUUAUCAACUUGGAGCCUGCAGUGGCGGCUAGCUUAAUUGAUAGAUGGCAUCACACCAAGGAACAUGAAUCCUGAUGCCAGUGACCAGUUUACACAGCAAUUCCAAGGUUUGAUUGUUUCUUCAAGGAUGUGGGUGAUUGAGCUCUAUCCGUCGUGGCUUGCCUCAUAGAGUCUAUGAUCCUUAACAAUAAGAACAUUGCCUAAUUGUCCAAAAUUGGUAUCAGAUACUAACACAUUGACCAUAGCUCUUGCAGAAGCAAAGAAAUAUACAAUUUUUGUCUCUGAAAUGUGAGCAGAGGGAUUAAAGAGAAGUAUAGUGCUAAUUUUGCAGAAUUAGCAUAGGUUGGGCAAAUUGUACAGCGCAUUCGAAUUUCGAAGUUGUUGGUUAUAAGGUGGUGGUAAAUGUCAUACUAUUUGAAAUUGCUUCUUAGUAUAGUUUUUUUUUUCUUUCAAAUCUCAGUUUCAAUGCAUGGAAAUUUGAUAUAGGACAUGCCUAGGCAAUGUUGCCUUUGAAAAGUGAUGCUGCAUCAGGAAAAUGAGUAAUGUGAUGCAUUGCCAACAAUGAGAAUAUUUUUUCUAUCUUGCUGAAAGGAGAAUGAUAUCUGGGAAAUGUGUGUAUUCAUCCUUCUGUAUAAGACAUGAAAU
Ilex paraguariensis (yerba mate) is the source of this 2697-nucleotide messenger RNA. Lineage: Eukaryota; Viridiplantae; Streptophyta; Magnoliopsida; Aquifoliales; Aquifoliaceae. The record is from the annotation of a GenBank genome assembly.